CCAUGCAGGCUCCCCCAAUACACCAAGAGUAUAAUAGUAGUCACCUAUAGCUUGUGCUAAGGACAGUAUAGUGGCAGAUAGAGGUAAUGAGAGUAUUUUAACACAAUUAGUAUUCAUAGAAGUGGUAAUAAAUAGCAGCAGAGGCAGUCGCACAGUGUAGAAGAAUGAGUUGUAUCACUGGAAAUAGCGGGAAUCCCUGCAAGAUACACUGUAGUAUAGUAUGGGCGCCCCAUAGUGUAGCAGUUCGGUUGAAGGGGGGCCUCAGAAUAACAGAAGUACUUUGGGGUAAUAUUAGAAUAGUUGAAGAAGAAAAGAAGCAAAGGUUCUGUAGAAAGCAGUGGGAGUUUGCAGUUGGUAAAUAGUAUACCAUGCUGUGGAAAAGCAGCAAAAGCACGAAUUAAACACGUGUGUGUCACAUGACGUAACAGGUUUUAACAUGCUGGACCAAGGCAGAGAUUACGAACUGGAGGAAAGACCUCUUCGAAAGGGGAAGAGAAACAUCCGGGAAGUUGCAGUGUUUGACAGUUUUGUCAUACAGGCAGAAAGUCAGCUAAGGGUCUGGGAACAUCUUUAGGACUGAGGGAGAAACUGUUGGGGAGUCAAAUCUGCUGGUGGGAGGAACCGACUCUGCCUGCGGGGGAAAAGGGCUGUGAAAGGUUUCCUAGUUUUUAGAAAACAUCCGAAGGUCGAGGACACUAUGUGGGUGCUGGCUCUACAUUUGGCUUUCAUUGGUUUAUACCUACAGGUAUCCACCUGUUACCCAUCAUGCACUUUGUCUGGCCUUGUAGCUUCUUGUGCCCAAAAGAACCAUUAUUGGGUUCCCGACUUGCCUCCCAACAUCACCCACCUCUACCUGGAGAUGAACUACAUCAGUGAGAUCAACAGCAGCUCACUCAAAGCCUAUGACCAGCUGCAAGAAUUAGACCUUGGACAGCAAAACGUGCAGCUCACCAUCAGGAACAACGCUUUCCUCAGGCAGAGAAGUUUGACAAGGUUGGUCCUAGGACACAACAUCGACCUCAAGCUUGAGCCAAGGGCAUUUGCUGGACUAUUCAAGUUACAAACCCUGUUUUUGGACUACUGCACUUUGACAGACUCCAUACUGUCGGAGAGCUUUCUGCAGCCCCUUUUAUCCUUAACAACACUUGAUCUCUUUGGGAAUAAAAUAGUAAGACUGCGACCUGGGCUGUUCUUUUCAAGACUCACAAAGUUCACGCAGCUAAACCUCAAAUUGAAUCAGAUUGAAAGAUUAUGUGAAGAUGAUCUGGUUGGUUUCCAGGGGAAAUACUUCAAUUUCCUGAACUUGGUCUCCAAUCACUUAUACCAACAGCCCAAUGAAGGUUUCGACUGGGAAAAAUGUGGGAACCCUUUUAGAGGGAUGGCCUUUAAUAAGCUAGACUUAUCCUACAAUGGGUUUAACAUAAAUGCAUCGAGACAAUUUUUCAAAGCAAUAACGGGGACUCAAAUUAAUCAUUUUAUAUUCUCUGGAUUUAUAGGUAAAGGUUUCUCACAUGAUAACAUUCCUGACCCGGAUGUAGGCACAUUCGAAGGCCUUAUGUACAGCGCUAUUGAGACUUUGGAUCUUUCUAAAAACAAAAUACUUUCCUUACAGAGAGCUGUUUUUAGUCCUUUAAAAGAUGCAAUCAUUAUUGACAUUUCACAAAAUAAAAUCAAUAAGAUCAUCAGAAAUGCCUUCAAUGGUCUUCAAGAUCACUUGCAAAUGCUCAACCUUUCGUAUAACCUCUUAGGAGAGAUUUUUUCUGACACAUUCCUCAGUCUGACUGACCUGAGGGUGUUGGAUUUGUCUUACAACCACAUUGGCGCAUUGGGAGACAAAGCAUUCAGUGGUCUUCCCAAUUUGCGAGCUUUGUAUCUAACAGGAAACUCGCUGAAAGACCUGGAUUUUCCUGCAGCAUUACCAAACUUGGAUUAUCUUCUUUUGGGUGACAACAAGUUAAAAUCAAUUUACAGUAUCAGGGAGUUAGGCAUGCACAGCAUCCAUGUGGACAUAACAGAAAACAGAUUAACGAACCUGGAGGAUGUUUAUGUUGUUUUAACACAUUUCAGUCGCCUCAAGAAUUUCUUCUUUGGUGGCAACUUCAUCAAGUGGUGCACUUUAAAUACGAAUAUUACAGUGCCUGAUAACAGUUUGGAAGUGCUUGAUCUCCAUGACAGUUCCCUGCAGGUCAUUUGGGCACAGGGGAAGUGUCUUGACCUAUUUGAUCUUCUAAAGAAUCUGCUUGCUCUAGAUUUAAGCUUCAAUUCACUUGCUGUUCUCCCUCAUGGUAUUUUCAGCGGUCUCAUCUCGAUCAUAGAAAUGGACUUGUCAUCUAAUGCCUUAACCUACCUUCAGUCAGACGUCUUCCCAGUCAGCCUACAAACUCUCUUCCUCUCAAACAACUUCCUAGCCUCCCCAGACCCUUUGAGUUUCCGAUCUCUCAGCUUUCUCAACCUGGCGGGAAAUCGGUUUCACUGUGACUGUAAUUUGGAGAGUUUCCUGAAGUGGCUGAAUGAGACAAAUGUUACCCACCUGAGCCAACUUCAUGAGUACACGUGUGAGUUUCCGGCUGCUCUCCGUAACCUUCAUCUGCUGGAUUAUUCUGUGAUCAUUGAACCAUGUGAGGAGGAUGAUGAAAAGCAAGUCCAAGAACUCAGGUUUGCUCUCUUCAUCUUCUCUGCCUUCCUCAUCACCACAGUCAUAUUGAGUGGGAUUGUGUACACCCAUCUCCGAGGGGACUUAUUCAUCAUCUACAAGAGGAUUGUUGGUAGGGUACUUCAGGGCCCAAAACCGAUACCUCCUGAGGAUGAGGUGAAGUAUGACGCGUUCCUCUGCUUUAGUGAUGGUGAUUAUGGAUGGGUGGAAUCUGCUCUUCUGAAGAGGCUGGAUAACCAGUUCUCUGAGGGAAACAUCCUCCACUGUUGUUUUGAGGCCAGAGACUUCCUGCCGGGUGAGGAUCAUCUGUCCAACAUCAGAGAUGCCAUCUGGGGUAGCAGGAGCACUGUUUGCAUUGUCUCCAAUAAGUUUCUCAGAGAUGGAUGGUGCUUGGAGGCGUUCUCUCUGGCCCAGAGCCGGAUGCUGGAGGAGCUGACGAAUGUCCUGAUCAUGUUGGUGGUAGGAGAGGUGACUCACUACCAUCUGAUGAAGUACAAUGCAGUCAGAGCGUUCGUCCAGAAGAGAGAGUAUUUCACCUGGCCAGAGGACCCUCAAGAUCUGGAGUGGUUUUAUGAGCGACUCGUCUCACAAAUACUCAAAAAGAAGAAGGAGAAAAAGACUGUAGAGCCUCCACAGCCUGACAUCCAACCUCAGGAUGAGGAAGGUGUCCCGCUGGACAACAUCCGAGAAGAUGCCAUGUGAACUAUAACUGUGUGUUUAAUAACACCCACUCUCAUCAAGAGGCGAUUUUCGACCAGAGGAACUUUACCCCGGAACUAGGGACUUUACCCCUGAACUACACGCGGGGUAGAUAAUCUCCCCCCUAAAUAGCCCCUGUUAGGGGGGUAGUACUUUUCAAAAAGCCCCAGGACUUUUGGGGGGCAGGGCCUGAAAUGCUGAACGUGUCUGAUUGGUAGAUUAACCGCAGGGUUUUUAUUCCGCCUGUCGUCCACAAUAACAUCACACACAUGUGAUUCACUUGAUUUAUCUUUCUUUACUUUGUUAUAUAUUUUUCGUAUGUAUGUGUACUUUUCACAAGAAGAAACUUUGAUUCACUUGA
Notolabrus celidotus (New Zealand spotty) is the source of this 3713-nucleotide messenger RNA. RefSeq names its product toll-like receptor 5. Bases 698 to 3355 code for a protein of 885 amino acids. NCBI's taxonomy places the organism in Eukaryota, Metazoa, Chordata, Actinopteri, Labriformes, Labridae. The record is from RefSeq and is a predicted model, not a curated record. Gene Ontology annotation, molecular function: transmembrane signaling receptor activity; protein binding. The transcript has 5 exons. Gene Ontology annotation, cellular component: membrane. Gene Ontology annotation, biological process: immune response; inflammatory response; toll-like receptor signaling pathway.